Messenger RNA from Petromyzon marinus (sea lamprey), 1580 nucleotides. RefSeq names its product pre-miRNA 5'-monophosphate methyltransferase-like. The record is from RefSeq and is a predicted model, not a curated record. Gene Ontology annotation, biological process: negative regulation of pre-miRNA processing. Gene Ontology annotation, molecular function: O-methyltransferase activity; RNA methyltransferase activity. Gene Ontology annotation, cellular component: cytoplasm. NCBI's taxonomy places the organism in Eukaryota, Metazoa, Chordata, Hyperoartia, Petromyzontiformes, Petromyzontidae.
GGAGGACGGCGGGGAGGAGAUGGCAGCGCCCGGGGCCCCGAGGAAGAGGGAGCCAGGCGCGGCUCCCCACGGGAACUUCAUCAACUAGGCGGCCUUCAACCCCCCGGCUCGACGCGUCGCGCUGCUGCCCCGCGAGCUUCUGAGGCGGCUCCUGCCGGAGUCCGCGCCGCCGUUCCUCGCCCUGGACAUGGGCUGCAACAGCGGGGUGAGCGCAACUCCACGUUACCACGGACGGGGCUGAGGACGUCGACCGCUGGGGAAGAUGGAAUACACUACCCCAUAUGCGCGUUGUUCAUCAAACACGAGCUGACGGUGGCUGUGUAUCGGCACCUGACGGGGCUGGACCAGCCCGAGGGUGCACGCUCUGGGCAGGUUGCCCGCGUGCUGCCGCUGUCUGUGCUGGCGUGCGACCUGGACGCCGAUCUGGUGGAGCGUGCGCGGGGCGACAAUCCUCACCCGGAGGUCAUCGCCUACGAGGCGUUUGACUUCAUGGACACCGCAGCACGAGACGCCGCGCUGGACGCCUUCCUGCGACGCCACGGCCGGGCGCGCUUUGACCUGUGCCUGUGCAUGUCGGUGACGAUGUGGAUUCACCUGCACCACGGCGAUGCCGGCCUGCGGCGUUUCCUCGCGGCCGCCGCGCGCACCGCCACCUUCCUGUUGGUCGAGCCGCAGCCGUGGAGGUGCUACCGAGCGGCCGCGCGCCGCCUGCGCCGUCUGGGGCUGGCCGAGUUCCCCCUCCUGCCGGAUCUGCGGCUCCUGCGUGGGGCUGGCGGCGGUGGCGGCCGCGCGGAGGCCGAUGAGCUGGCCGCCUUGCUGGGAGAGGAGGGAGACAUGCGCUUGCUGUCCAGCCUGGGCAGCACCGAGUGGGGGCGGUCCCUGCUGCUGUUUGGACGAACGGGAGUGGCCUUGGGAUGCAUUGACAAAAGUACCGAUUGAAACUGCGUUGCUGCUGUGGCCUUCGAGGAUCUGUUGCCUAUUUGGAGAGAAUUCGUGGUCGGAAAUGUUAAGUGUUUGUCAGUUUUUAACACCUUUAUUUGUUGAUGGUACAUUGUUUUCUCGUCGUGCGUGUAAAUGCAGCAUGUUGUUGAAAACGUGUUAUAAUUUAUCAGAAUAUUAUAUAUAUAAAGUGACAACAAUGCAAAACGUACCUUUUUUGUACCUCUGAAAAUAAAAUUGUAUGCAAAAAGAGUUGUCAGUUUUGAAGGACCCAACCAGAAUCAUUUAUGAUAAAGGGAAUGAAUGUUUUUUUUUUAAUAAAUGGGACAACAGCAUCUCAUAAAAUGGAAAAUGAAUAUCACCAACUUCAAAUCAUUGUUUGGAGGAGGCAUUUUGAAAAUUAUAUCAAACCCAGGCCAUGGAAGACAUACAGAAAUAUUUCCUCUUCACAUGCGAUUUUCCUCAAAUAAUUUAAGGCAGCUCAUGAUGUGACAGUGGAGGCUGCUUUGUAAAGGUGAACUAUGUCCCUGUUUCCUUUGGAUUUCCACGUGCAUCUGAAAUAUUAUUGAAAUGCACAUGUAAAUGUUUUGGAUACGCCACUUUUAUAUUUAUAGUGAAAUAAAAUCUGAACAUUGUAAAUA